AUGGGUAACCAGCAGUCUAAUAUGGGUGGCGGCCCUGGAGGAGAUGGACGCGAUGAUAAGGACAAGAAGAAGGACAAGCCGAGAUACGAGCCUCCUCCACCACCUACCACUCGCAUUGGACGAAGGAAGCGCAAGGCUGCCGGUCCCAGCACGGCCUCCAAGCUCCCAGACAUCUACCCUACGUCGAGAUGUAAGCUGCGCUAUCUUCGAAUGCAGCGGGUGCACGAUCACCUGCUGCUAGAGGAGGAGUACGUUGAGAAUAUGGAGCGGCUUCGCAAGGCCAAGGCCCAAGCUACCCAGGGUCCUGCCCGGAGUGAAGAUCCUGAUAUGUCAGACCGAAAUGCGGAUGAGCGGAGUCGAGUCGAUGAUAUGCGAGGCAGUCCGAUGGGCGUCGGUAACCUGGAGGAGCUGAUUGACGACGACCAUGCCAUCGUUUCCAGCGCAACAGGCCCCGAGUACUACGUAUCUAUUAUGUCCUUCGUCGACAAGGACCUCCUCGAGCCCGGUGCGAGCAUUCUGCUACAUCAUAAAUCUGUCUCUGUCGUCGGUGUCUUGACGGAGGAGUCCGAUCCGCUGGUGUCCGUUAUGAAGCUGGAUAAGGCUCCUACCGAGUCAUACGCCGAUAUUGGCGGUCUAGAGGCUCAGAUCCAGGAAGUUCGAGAGGCCGUCGAACUGCCGCUACUACACCCUGAGUUGUACGAGGAGAUGGGUAUCAAGCCACCCAAGGGUGUUAUUCUUUACGGUGCGCCUGGAACAGGAAAGACGCUGCUGGCCAAGGCUGUUGCCAACCAAACAAGCGCCACCUUCCUGCGCAUUGUCGGAUCCGAGCUGAUCCAGAAAUACCUCGGUGAUGGCCCGCGUUUGGUCCGUCAGAUCUUCACCGUCGCCGCCGAGCACGCCCCGUCCAUUGUAUUCAUUGACGAAAUCGAUGCUAUCGGUACGAAGCGUUACGAAUCCACAUCCGGUGGUGAGCGUGAGAUCCAGCGUACCAUGCUGGAGCUGCUUAACCAGCUGGAUGGUUUCGAUGACCGUGGUGAUGUGAAGGUCAUCAUGGCCACCAACAAGAUCGAGACUCUGGACCCGGCUCUGAUCCGACCUGGUCGUAUCGAUCGAAAGAUUCUAUUCGAGAAUCCUGACCAAAACACCAAGAAGAAGAUCUUCACCCUGCACACGUCAAAGAUGUCCCUCGGCGACGACGUCGAUCUCGACGAGUUCAUCAACCAGAAGGAUGAUCUCUCCGGUGCGGAUAUUCGGGCGAUUUGUACUGAGGCUGGUCUCAUGGCUCUGCGGGAGCGUCGCAUGCGGGUGCAGAUGGAUGACUUCAGGGCGGCUCGGGAGCGCAUCAUGAAGACAAAGCAGGACGGAGGCCCCGUGGAAGGAUUGUACUUGUAA
Molecule: messenger RNA, 1392 nt
Organism: Penicillium canariense
Lineage: Eukaryota; Fungi; Ascomycota; Eurotiomycetes; Eurotiales; Aspergillaceae
Product: proteasome regulatory particle base subunit RPT2
Exons: 4
Coding region: 1-1392 (463 amino acids)
Biological process (GO): proteasome-mediated ubiquitin-dependent protein catabolic process
Cellular component (GO): proteasome regulatory particle, base subcomplex
Molecular function (GO): ATP binding; ATP hydrolysis activity; proteasome-activating activity
Source: RefSeq, a predicted model, not a curated record